Vombatus ursinus (common wombat) is the source of this 1971-nucleotide messenger RNA. RefSeq names its product neuronal tyrosine-phosphorylated phosphoinositide-3-kinase adaptor 2 (gene NYAP2). Lineage: Eukaryota; Metazoa; Chordata; Mammalia; Diprotodontia; Vombatidae. The record is from RefSeq and is a predicted model, not a curated record. The coding region runs from base 1 to 1971 and encodes 656 amino acids. Gene Ontology annotation, biological process: phosphatidylinositol 3-kinase/protein kinase B signal transduction; neuron projection morphogenesis. The transcript is spliced from 5 exons.
AUGAUCUCCUGCAAGAUGAUGAGUUCUAAUUCAGAGGAGGACACUUUGGAUGCUUUUCUCCAGUAUAUAGAGGAUAUGGGAAUGAAGGCCUAUGAUGGCUUGGUUAUUCAGAAUGCAUCAGACAUUGCUCGAGAGAAUGAUCGCUUACGGAAUGAAACAAACCUGGCUUACUUGAAAGAAAAGAAUGAAAAACGCCGCAAACAAGAAGAAGCAAUAAAACGCAUAGGUGGAGAAGUUGGGCGAGGACACGAAGGAAGUUAUGUGGGCAAACAUUUCCGAAUGGGAUUUAUGACCAUGCCUGCUCCUCAGGACAGACUUCCUCAUCCUUGUUCGAGUGGCUUUUCCGUGAGGUCCCAGUCUCUUCACUCAGUGGGGGGUACGGAUGAUGACAGCAGCUGUGGCUCUCGGAGACAGCCUCCACCAAAGCCAAAGCGGGACCCCAGUACAAAACUGAGCACUUCAUCAGAGACCGUCAACGCCACAGCAACGGGUAAAAGCGUGAGACUCCCCGAGAGGACAGAAGGACCAGCCAAACCCAGACCCCACAGUGAUGAAUAUUCCAAGAAGAUUCCUCCUCCUAAACCUAAGCGAAACCCAAACACCCAGCUAAGCACAUCUUUUGAUGAAACCUAUAUUAAAAAGCAUGGGCCUACAAAGACUUCGCUGACACGGGACACCUCCUUAUCACAGGUGAGCAGUCCUGCUCUAGAUGCUGAGGAAGAGGAACCUGUGUACAUUGAAAUGGUGGGGAAUAUUUUAAGAGACUUCAAGAAAGAGGAAGAUGACCAAAGUGAGGCAGUUUAUGAGGAAAUGAAAUAUCCUAUUUUUGAUGACGUUGGCCAAGAGUCAAAAUGUGAAAUGGACCAUCACAGCUGCUCUUCUCAGUGUGCUACGCCCACAGUGCCUGACUUGGACCUCACCAAGUCCUCAGUGCCAUGUACUCCAAAGGGUUUGCUUUGUGAUAUCCCCCCUCCCUUUCCAAACUUACUCUCUCAUAGACCCCCACUGCUGGUGUUCCCUCCAGCACCUGUCCAGUGUUCCCCCAAUUCUGAUGAGUCACCUCUAACUCCUCUUGAGGUCACAAAGCUUCCUGUGUUGGAAAAUGUGUCUUACAUCAAACAGCAGGCUGGAGCUUCUCCAUCGUCACUGCCAUCUCAUAGCUCUGGUCAUCCCAAAUCAGAGAAAGACCAGACAAUAGCUCAUGGACCCUCUUCUUCUUCCUCUUCUGUUCAUUCUUCGUCACCUCCCCAUCCUUCCACUUUAUAUAGAACACCAUCUCCACAUGGAUACCCUAAAAGUCAUUCUGCUUCACCUUCUCCUGUUAGUAUGGGGAGAUCACUUACUCCCUUAAGCCUCAAAAGACCACCACCCUAUGAAUCUUUACAUUCAGGAAGCAUCUCAAUAAGUUCUCCAUCAGUGCCUCAUGCUACAGCCAGAAACACAUUACAGGAAGGAGGGAAGAUGGUAAAUGCCUCUGUCAGUACCUAUGGGUCAUCUCAGAGUGGCUCCCGCUCCAGAACGCCCACAAGUCCUUUAGAAGAGCUCACCAGCCUCUUUACCUCAGGACGAAGCUUGCUGAGGAAGUCCUCCAGUGGAAGAAGAUCAAAAGAACCUGCAGAGAAACCAACAGAUGAGUCGAAGAUAAGAAGCCACAGUACAGAACCACUACCAAAGCUGGAAAACAAAGAGAGAGGCCAUCACAGGGCAUCUUCCUCUAGAGAGCCAAUAAAAGCUCAGGAAUGGGAUGGAACACCAGGACCACCAGUAACAUCCAGUAGACUGGGAAGAUCCUCUGUUAGUCCAACCUUAUUAGCAGGAAACAGCAGCUCAGAGCCUAAAGUAAGCUGCAGAUUAGGUCGAUCUGCAUCCACAUCAGGUGUGCCUCCUCCGUCAGCAUCAGUUACUCCUCUCAGGCAAGCCAGCGAUCUGCAACAGAGCCAGGUACCAUCAUCGUUAGGCAAUCGUGAAUGA